This is a messenger RNA of Hevea brasiliensis (rubber tree), 2846 nucleotides long. RefSeq names its product sulfate transporter 1.3. The transcript has 15 exons. Bases 459 to 2462 code for a protein of 667 amino acids. Lineage: Eukaryota; Viridiplantae; Streptophyta; Magnoliopsida; Malpighiales; Euphorbiaceae. Gene Ontology annotation, biological process: transmembrane transport. Gene Ontology annotation, cellular component: membrane. The record is from RefSeq and is a predicted model, not a curated record. Gene Ontology annotation, molecular function: secondary active sulfate transmembrane transporter activity.
CAAGCACAACAACUCGAACUUACAUGCGAGCCAAAAAGUUCUGCUCUCUGUCUCUUUAUUUUUAGUAGAGAAUAGAGAUCAAAGUUUUGAUUUUAAUGUUGAAAGAAGUUUGUUUCCUGGAGUUUCUUUCUUCUCUUUUUUCUCGGAAACCAAACACGGCAGCCAAUUUUUUUGGGCCCGUUCAUGAUUUUUCCCUUUUUUAGAGUUGUAAGAAAAUACAUUGAACCUGGACGGCAUUUGGGAAUUGUCUUAUUUGUAAGUUUAAGUUCUUUUGUUUAUUCAUCAAUGAUGAUUAUGGGGUAUUUGGAAACAUAAGGACCAUCAAGUCUGGCGUACUUAAUGGGAAGGUGCUAUCUGUUUUUGGGUGAUUGAGUGCCAGGUUUUGACAAGGAAAGAUCUUUUUUGGUUUGAGAAGGGUAAUCCUGUUGUCCACUAUCAACGGCUUUCAUGAGGAGUACAUGAAUAUGGAGCAGCCAGUGUCUUCAACAGUAUAUUCAACAGACAAAGAGCACGAAACAAAAGAUAUGGACAUUAGAAGCCUGUCAUCCUCUCAUCCUCAGACUCCUAACUCACCACAUACACACAAGGUUGGAAUUCCCCCUAAGCAAAACCUCUUGAAAGAAAUCAAAGCUACUGUGAAGGAGACAUUCUUUGCGGAUGAUCCUCUGCGUCCUUUCAAGGACCAACCAAGAUCAAAAAAGUUCAUCCUAGGCAUCCAAACCAUCUUCCCUAUUCUUGAGUGGGGUAGGAGUUACAAUUUCACCAAAUUUCAAGGGGACAUCAUUGCUGGACUGACCAUUGCUAGUCUCUGCAUUCCUCAGGAUAUUGGGUAUGCAAAACUUGCAAAUUUGGACCCUCAGUAUGGAUUGUAUACCAGCUUUGUUCCACCAUUGAUAUAUGCUUUCAUGGGUAGUUCUAGAGAUAUAGCAAUAGGACCAGUAGCUGUGGUUUCUCUCUUGAUGGGGACUCUGCUUGAGAAUGAAGUUGAUUCCAAAAAGGAUGCAGAAACAUAUCGGAGGCUAGCAUUCACAGCUACCUUUUUUGCAGGAAUCACCCAAGCAACCCUUGGAUUUUUCAGGUUGGGCUUCUUGAUUGACUUCUUAUCACAUGCUGCUGUUGUUGGUUUCAUGGGUGGAGCUGCCAUCACAAUUGCACUCCAGCAGCUUAAGGGUCUUCUUGGAAUAAAAGAUUUCACAAAGAAAACUGAUAUAGUUUCCGUAUUGCACUCAGUGUUUGUCUCAGCCCAUCACGGAUGGAACUGGCAGACUAUAGUUAUUGGUGUGAGCUUUUUAGCUUUCCUCCUAUUUGCCAAGUACAUUGGAAAAAAGAACAAGAAACUCUUCUGGGUGCCUGCAAUUGCGCCACUGAUAUCUGUUAUUAUGUCAACUUUUUUUGUGUUUAUAACCCGUGCAGAUAAGCAAGGGGUUCAAAUUGUGAAACACAUAGAGAAAGGAAUAAAUCCCUCCUCUGUGAAGGAAAUAUAUUUCAGUGGUCACUACCUUCCAAAAGGUUUUAAGAUUGGAGUUGUGGCUGGAAUGAUAGCAUUAACGGAAGCCAUAGCAAUUGGAAGAACAUUUGCUGCCAUGAAGGACUAUCAACUAGAUGGAAACAAAGAAAUGGUGGCACUAGGAACCAUGAAUAUUGUUGGUUCGAUGACUUCUUGCUAUGCGGCAACAGGUUCAUUUUCUCGUUCAGCUGUAAAUUACAUGGCUGGCUGUCAAACUGCUUUCUCCAACAUUGUUAUGUCUUGUGUUGUAUUUCUCACCUUGCAAUUUAUCACACCGCUUUUCAAGUAUACCCCAAACGCUAUUCUUGCUGCCAUUAUUAUAUCUGCUGUCGUUGGCCUAAUUGAUUUUGAGGCAGCAAUUUUGAUAUGGAAGAUAGAUAAAUUUGAUUUCAUUGCUUGCAUGGGAGCCUUCUUUGGUGUAGUUUUUUCAACCGUGGAGAAAGGCCUCUUGAUUGCGGUCUCAAUAUCCUUUGCCAAAAUUCUCCUACAAGUUACCAGGCCCCGGACUGCAAUUCUUGGGAAGCUACCUGGGACAACUGUGUACAGAAACAUUCAACAGUAUCCAGGAGCAACCAUGGUUCAGGGUGUUUUGAUUGUGAGAGUUGAUUCGGCAAUUUACUUUUCAAAUUCCAAUUAUGUUAGAGAGAGGAUACUGAGAUGGUUGACAGAUGAGGAAGAAAAGUUGAAAGCAUCAUACCAACCGAAAAUCCAGUUUUUGAUAGUGGAGAUGUCUCCUGUUACUGACAUUGACACCAGUGGCAUCCAUGCCUUGGAAGAGUUAUACAAGAGCCUCCAGAAGAAGGAUGUUCAGCUUAUUCUGGCAAAUCCUGGUCCUGUGGUGAUUGACAAGCUCUAUGCGUCCAAUUUUGCAAAUACAAUUGGCGAGGACAAAAUCUUCCUUACAGUUGCAGAUGCUGUGGCUUCAUGUUCUCCAAAAUUGGCAACAGAAGUUUGAGAAAAACCAGAAUGAGCUUGGUGGGUUUUGCAUAUAUAAAUGGGGGGUUAUGGAGCUAAUAUUUUAUACUAGAGUAGUAGAUGGUGGGCCUGUUUAUCCUGCAAAAUGCCAAAACACAGGAAAAAAGUUACUGCUUUCCAUUUGCACCAAGGGAUAAGGCUCGAGGGGAAAUUAUUAAAAAACAAAAAGCCACAGAGACAGCAAAAAAGAAAUGGCCAUAGAAUUAAUUGCUACUGUAUUAAGCUUUUGUAUGAGAUGAGUCGACAAAAAGCCUCAUUUCCUCUGAUUCCACACUCCUUCCAAGUUUUUCUCUCUUUUUUUUCUUUUUUCAUGGAAAAUACAUGAUACAAUGGCAGCUAAUCAAUUACUUUCCUCAGGAUUAUA